Leptidea sinapis is the source of this 4207-nucleotide messenger RNA. RefSeq names its product probable nuclear hormone receptor HR38 (gene Hr38). The record is from RefSeq and is a predicted model, not a curated record. Gene Ontology annotation, biological process: regulation of transcription by RNA polymerase II; cellular response to corticotropin-releasing hormone stimulus. Bases 318 to 2144 code for a protein of 608 amino acids. Gene Ontology annotation, molecular function: nuclear glucocorticoid receptor binding; RNA polymerase II cis-regulatory region sequence-specific DNA binding; nuclear receptor activity. NCBI's taxonomy places the organism in Eukaryota, Metazoa, Arthropoda, Insecta, Lepidoptera, Pieridae. Gene Ontology annotation, cellular component: nucleus; transcription regulator complex. The transcript is spliced from 4 exons.
CCGCUCGAACGUACUCGCGGGCUCUCUCUUGUCCUCCGCUCGAUCGCCGUCCGCCGUCGCCGCCGGCCGCCUGUGAGAUAGUGCGCUGUUGUGUUAUGUGGUGGUCCGCAUGAGGAUCCUGCUGAGUGAGCUGGGACUAUCUGGCGCGUGCUUCUCCCUGACCCUGGAGCCACGCGCCGCCUCUUUGGACUCUGCCAAGCCGGCGCCAGGUCAGCGCUCGCUCGCCUCGUCUGCCCCUACCUGUGUUUAUUUUCGCUUUCAUUGUGUAGAACCUUAGACUCUGUGUGGAACUGUCCUGACGAUGGCCCUCGGGUAGAAUGCGAGGUGCGUUACUGACGCCCUCCACCCAACAUUGCGGCCUUAGACAAUUCCUUAACACACGGCCGAGCGCCGUAGAGUCGCGCUCGCCAAGCGCUUUUUCUCCGAACUCAUCCAGCAUGCUACUGCUGCAGACACAAAGCAACUACAGUUCGUCCUUCACUGAUCUUCUGUCAUCACAAUACCAAGAGGACUCCUCUGAAAUAUUAGAAGAGAACUUAGAUCCUUUUCCUGACGUAGAAUUUCAUGCACCGAUCCUACAAGAAAUCAAAUCGCACCGGACAACGCCAUUGAGCGAAACUCCUUCGCCGACGCCGGGACCCUCUCUACCUAGCUUUGAAGAAACGUAUUCAGUUCGGUAUUCCAAGCAAGAAAUGGCAGAAUUCGGAAUAAAAAUGGAUGAGGAUUGUUACAACGUCAGUGCGUAUUCACAUCAAGGACAUGCACCUACGCAAUUAUUAUACCAAUAUCAUCAACCUUCGUUACCAUAUGUUCCAUCACCUUAUUAUGCGCAAGCACAGCCAUGUAGUCCAUCAUAUGACACUGGAAGCGUUACGCCCAACCAAGAUUCAUAUUCAUUGCCUCCUUUCCCAAACUCAGUAGAUCUGCAUGUCAAUACGGACCAAAGUGCCAGACAAAGGAGAGCUUCGCUACCACUGCAAAGAUCAGAAUCUACAAGUUCUAGUGAAAGUCCGAAGCUCCACGGUGGCAGAGUACACUGCAUGCAAGCCUCCACACCUAAUUCUGCAGCUAGUUCACCAGGAGGCCCAACAGAUUCCAUUCAAUCAAGGGCCGCUCCUCAGUCUCCAAGUCAACUAUGUGCUGUUUGUGGUGAUACUGCGGCGUGUCAGCACUACGGAGUCAGAACAUGUGAGGGCUGUAAAGGAUUCUUCAAAAGAACAGUGCAAAAGGGAUCUAAAUAUGUAUGUCUAGCUGAGAAAUCAUGUCCUGUGGAUAAAAGAAGACGUAACCGAUGUCAAUUCUGCCGUUUUCAAAAAUGCCUUGCAGUCGGCAUGGUAAAAGAAGUUGUCCGAACUGAUUCAUUGAAGGGAAGACGGGGUAGAUUACCAUCGAAACCGAAAUGCCCCCAGGAAUCGCCUCCAAGUCCGCCAAUAUCCCUAAUCACAGCACUUGUACGAGCCCACGUAGACACCUCACCAGAUUUUGCAAACCUAGACUUUUCGCAAUACAGAGAGCCAAAUCCUUUGGAGCAUCCUAUGUCGGAUCUAGAAGUAAUCCAACAAUUUUAUUCGCUAUUAACCACUUCUAUUGAUAUGAUAAAAGUAUUCGCAGAAAAAGUCCCUGGAUAUGGCGAACUUUGUCCAGAAGACAGAGAACAAUUAUUUGCGUCUGCGAGGCUUGAAUUAUUUGUUUUGCGGCUUGCUUACCGCACCCGACCUGAAGAUACCAAGCUUACAUUCUGUAAUGGACUGGUCCUCGACAAAAGACAAUGUCAGCGGUCCUUUGGAGAUUGGCUACAUGCUGUUCUCGAUUUUAGCAAUACUCUGCAUUCAAUGGAAAUUGACAUAUCAACGUUUGCCUGUCUCUGUGCUCUCACACUAAUUACAGAGCGGCAUGGCUUGAAAGAGCCCCAUCGUGUGGAACAAUUACAAAUGAAGAUCAUUGGUUGUCUUCGAGCCCACAUGCCAGGUGGACCCGGGGCCAUUGCAGGUGCUCCCCAUUUCAGCCGAGUCCUUGGUGCCUUGCCCGAGCUGCGCUCCUUAUCUGUACAAGGACUUCAGCGAAUUUUUUACUUAAAACUAGAAGAUUUAGUUCCGGCACCACCCCUCAUUGAGAACAUGUUCCGUGCAAGCUUACCGUUCUAGAAAAAUCCAAGAUCUAAUCUAUAUCAUCUCCCAACUCUUCAUCAACUUGAAAGCGUCCUUAUUUAAAGCCAGCUCCAUUAUUUUAUAAUUAUUUACUUAAGCAUAUUUUUCUAUAAGAUACUUAUAAUUAAUUAAUUUGUAAGCUCGAUCUCUAAGGAAUCAGUUCGUGCUAAUAAUGUGUGAGCUAUUAAAUAUUAAUUGUCAAUUUAUGAAAUAAGUUGUAAUAUUAGCUCUUUAUAACACUUAAGGUUAAUUUAUUGUUAUUGUAUAUUUGUGUGUGAUUCAUUUAAAUCUUCGGAGAUAUAAUUAUUAGCAUAAGUGUAAUUAGUCUGCAUUUGAGUUACCGCUCGUAAUCUAUGGCAUCUCGUCGUACAAAUAUUCCUAUGUUAUUUACUUGUGUAUUAUUUAAAUAAGAAAAAAAUCUAGUCACAAGACUUAUAAAUGUAAAAAUUGGCUUUAUGUCACCGGUUUUGUAGUAUUUUACAAAUAAUUAAAGCAUUUUUUUGAUAUCAAGAAGUAUGUGAUACUUAGAUAAAAUUUCGGCUCUUGCACACCUCAGGCUUGAUUUGAAUUAAUAACAAUUUGAUCGAAAGACUAUCAUUGUUACAUGUUACCUUUUAGAUUUAAUUUAUAAUGCUACGUUUGUUAGGUUAAUUGAGUCAGAGAAAAGGUUCAGCAUAAAGUAUACUAUUGUAGUACCUAAUUAAUACCUAAACUCCUACGUGUCUUAAAAGUACCUUCUUAGAUGUAUAGAGUAUUGUAACGUCCUUAUAAAUAUAUUUUUCUAAAUUUUGUAGAAUGUAUUGGCAACAUAUCAACGUGGUUUUAAUAAUAACGAAUAAUAAAUUUACCUAUAAUAAGCAUUCUAGCUAACAAAAUAAUUAUUAAUAAAUGAUUAACGAUAAAUAUUAAUAAAAAAAAUGCCGUGCAUAGGCAUAAAAUAAAACCUAUGUAAUUAGUCCUUUCAAAUUAUACAAUUAAGGGAAUAUAAUUUUUGUAAUAAUUCACGACCAAAUAGCGAUAGAAUUGUAACAAUUGUACCUGCGUCUCCUGAUAAAUUAAAAAAAAAUGCUUUUAAUGUCAAUCCAAACGUAGACUGAAAAAUAUGUAUAUAUAUUAAGAUGGUUUUGUUAGUUACAAUAUACUAUAUUAACAGGAAGAAAACCUAUUAAAAUAUAAGAUAAAGAAAUAUGAAACAAUUUUUAUGGGAACCAAACGAUUAAAGUAUUAAAAUUUUAUAACCUAGUUGGACCUGUGCCGAAGUGUGGUGUGAUUUUUGUCAACCAUUCAAAAAGGUGGUUGGCAAAUAGGAUGAAAUAUUCAUAUGUCUUUAAUAAUAAUUAUCAUGUUACUUUUAUAGUUAAGGUAAAUUCUAAGUGCUGAACUUUUUACUCGAUUUUAGAGCCUUUCUAAAUAUAGAAUAAUAAUAUUAUGUAUGCUUAUUAGUUUUAUUUUAAGUUUGCAUCUACAUGGUAACAGUACCUUAAUAUUUUUGUUUUUAUUUACUCGCGUCCUGUUCGUUGUUUUUAUUUAAUUUAGCUAUUCUCGACUCAUCACAAAAUAGUCUUACAAAUAAAUAUCAAUUUUCGAAAAUUUACAAUAAAACUGUAUGAAUUUACAACAUGAAAAAUACGAAAUAUAAUAAUUAAAAUUAUAACCCGAAAGAUUAUUGAUUUCAAAAUAUUAGGCUUUGAUUAGUACCAUUAAUAAAACAGUUAUAUUAAAAGUUAUCUUUGUUCUCACAUUAAAAGAAUAUAAUAUGAAUUUUACUUCCUCUUAAUAUUGUCUGCCGAAGAAAUAAAUGGAUGAAAUAUUUAUUAUAUAUUGAUUAUAAUAUACGCUUAGCACAACAUUACAUUACCAUGACACUAAAUAGAAUAUUACAAAGAAUUUCAACUGUUUAAACAAUAUUUACGUAAAGAUUAUUUAAAUCAGUUUAUCUUGUCUGCAUUUCUUUUUGUAAAACUUUUUUGAUAUGCUUUUGUUACUUAGAUAGUUAUGACUCUUUACUUUGUAAAUAAUAAUUUGAAAUUAAAUAUAAUAACGCAAGUGCGUUCAUUGAA